This is a messenger RNA of Procambarus clarkii (red swamp crayfish), 2111 nucleotides long. NCBI's taxonomy places the organism in Eukaryota, Metazoa, Arthropoda, Malacostraca, Decapoda, Cambaridae. The record is from RefSeq and is a predicted model, not a curated record.
GGAAUCAAGACACUAACGCAGCCAAUGGAAAUGUCAAAAUUUGGGUGGUUUGACGUGCUCACGGCCCUCCUCUCUAUGGGCAUGUUCUACUUCGACGUUACGUCCGAUGUUCUCGUGGCCUACUACAUGUACAAUGACGAGGCAACCCAUGAUUGGUUCCUCACCACCGUUCUGCUGCUAGUCAUACCUCUGGUGGUGGUAAAUGGAUUCAGCUUGUACUGGUAUUGGUUCGACGAGAACGUGUGCGAGUCUGAAGGAAUGUGUUACAAGUUACCUAAAUCCUCACCCUGCUUAUGGGCAUUUAGAAUUAUUGCUCACAUCCUUCUGCAGUCUAGCAUCCUCAGGUCCUUGGAUGUGAUAUAUUAUGGGAUUCAGAGUGUAAGAAAAGGAACAUUGGUGCCGAGCCGUGAUCACAAUCAUCACCAAAGAAAUAUGAUGGUCAAUGUUGACGAAAACAAGCUCGGAGAGGGCAGCAGAGAAGCUACAAAUGCAUGUUCCCUGAGGCGUCCUUACCGUGAGCUGUGGGUCCAUGCAGAAAGAGAUGCUGCAAAUGUGGACGUGUUGUCGUCGUUGCUGCAAGAUGCGCCCCAGCUCAUCUUGCAGCUUUAUAUUAUGACACACACCAUCCCUUCUCAAGCACUGGAGGGCGAGAUCAGCCAGACAUUGAUGAUGCAGCUGUUGUCAGUAGGAGCUUCAUUGGUAGCUAUGGCACUGUCUGUGGCAUCCUUCUCAAAGGCAACACGCCUGGCUGAACCCUCCAUAGGAAACCUGAGCCCUGCAGGUCUGCUUCUCCUCUCCUUAUCGCACUUCUGCUCCAUUGCCCCUCAGGUUCUGUGUUUUGCGCUCUUUGCUGGGAAGUACCUGAUUGUUUUCCUGGUGUUGGUGUCGUGCCACUGGCUAGCCACCAGUAUUCUUGUGCUUAUCCAGCUCUUGUGCUGCGCAAAUCCACUUCGUAUAGGAUCCAUCUUCACUCACGACAUUAGAAAAGGUCCAUGCAACCGGCUGGAUGAUAUAGCCUUCAGUGCUGUGUUUGGAAUGAUUUUGCUCUACACAUUUGUGAAUGUAGGUGGGAAGGCUCCUAAGAUCCAGGCCGGAGUGUACCACUUCCUUAGACUCGUGGAGGAGGCAUGUAUGCUGGCAUUUUGGUACUUGACAACAGAAGGCAACCUUUGGUAUCACUGGCUACCGCUGGUGCUGGUGUCUCUCCUGUGUGUGCUGGGCAUUGUGUUCUUCUCCCUCUACUACUUUUGUGCCAACCCAGACCAUCGCUACAAAAAACAGCUUGCUGUGUGAUAUUAUGUUUACUUACACAAAGUAUUAGAACAUUUGACAAAUUAAGGCUAGUGUAAAUAUUACAGGAGUAGUGAAAUGCCAAUUUGUAGUUAAACUAAACUAGUUAGAUUACUUGGGAAGGACCCCAAUGAAACUAGGCUGGUCACGAUACUACUGAAAUGUGAGAAUGUGGAACUGUCAUUAUUAGUUAAUAAUAUCGUUUAGCUAAUCUGCAGACAAGCCUAAAAUCUAAUUUUGGGAUACCAUGAUUGCAUUUUUACUAAAAAUACUGAUUAAUGGUGAACAUGUUGUGAUGAUAAUGCUUUAUGCAUUAGACAUUUUGAAAUGGGUAACUGGGUUUGCUAAUGACAUUCCAAUUAAAUGAAGUAAAUGUGUUCUACGCACUGACAUUUUUGUUGAUAAAGACAAAAAAUGUUAUUGUUAAAUUUGUGCUGUAAAUAAGACAGCAUUGUAAUGAAAUGUCAAUUUCUGGGUGAGCCCCAUUGGCUUCCUUAAGCUACUGUCACUGAUAGUGUACCCACUACUAGGCUGCAUCAGCUGAAGAGUUCUAUAGUCCUACUAGGAAUCAACACCAGAACCUGGCCCCCCCUUACAGAGGUGCAGGGAGUGGGUAGCAUUUAUUUAUCUAUGGUAUCAUCGGGGAAGCAACCCAAAGUCAGCAAGACAACUGCAAUGUCAAGAACCAGUCUCCGUGGUAAGACACUCGCCUGGCGUUCAGCGAGCGCUUUAUCAUGGGUUCAUAUCCUGGCCGGGGAGGAUUUACUGGGCGCAAAUCCUUAACUGUAGCCUCUGUUUAACUCAACAGUAAAAUGGGUAUU